Stegostoma tigrinum is the source of this 4170-nucleotide messenger RNA. It is a transcript of the gene shtn1, whose product is annotated as shootin 1. The transcript has 16 exons. Lineage: Eukaryota; Metazoa; Chordata; Chondrichthyes; Orectolobiformes; Stegostomatidae. Gene Ontology annotation, molecular function: actin binding. The coding region runs from base 370 to 1884 and encodes 504 amino acids. The record is from RefSeq and is a predicted model, not a curated record.
UGCUCCUGAGAUGCUGCUGGGUUCAUCCAGCUCCACACUUUGUUAUCUUGGGAACUGCAGACGCUAGAGAUUCCAUUAUCUGAGUAAGAGCUUGGCUGUGGGUUUAGUAUCUGGGUAAGCCAGCGGCAGACUCUGCUAAUUUUUAAAAGGGAAUUGAAGACGUAUUUCGAAAACGAUUUAAUACGUUUCAACAGUAACAUCGAAGGAAAAAGCGUGAGAUUGAUUGAGGUGUGUUCGAGAAUUACCUGACUGCAGCUCACUAGGGAGUGAGGUCCAACUGGAUGUGAGCCAGCAUCGGGCAAUCUCUCCGCUUCCUGUGAACAUUUCAAAUCCGGGACCGGAGUAACUCACUCUCAGUCCCGAGCAAAGAUGGCCUCUGGUGAGGAAGAAAAUCACAUCAGAAAUCCGAACGAAUUGUCGAAACAAGCAAUUGAUGAAUGUGAAGAACUGAUAAAAGAAAAUGAGAGAAUAAAAGAUCAGAAUGCAAAAUUGAUUGAAGAAAACAAUAAUGCUAUUCAUCAACUGAAGGAGUUUCAUAGAGUGUCACAGCUGGUGAUUGAGGAAGUCAGUACCAUACAAAACCACCUUGACAUUGAGAAAAGUUGCCGUGAAAGUGCAGAAGUAUUUGCUUCACAGCUGGACAAAGACAACAGGUCUCUUAAAAGAAUCAGCAUGUUGUACAUGGCACAACUUGGAAAGGAGACCAUCCCUCUAAACCUGACUUUCGAUGAGGAUUCAGCAAUUAUUGCGACAAAUACAACAUUAGACAAAGAUGCCAGAUGUUCCUCAGUUGACUGCCAACAACAAAUUCAAGACCUUCAAAAUGAGUUGAUAUCAACACUGGAAGAGAAGAAGCAGCUAUCCUUUCAGAUGGAAAACCUGAAAGGUCUUUGGGAGGACCUUACUGAUAAAUUACAGAAGGAAGAACAGAAAAAUAUUGAUCUGGCUGCUGAAAUUGAUAAGCAGAGUCAACUUCUAGCCAAGUACAACAAAGUUUCUAUUUUGGCCCUGGAGGAAUAUGAUGACCUGGAAAAAAGUCUGGAUCUGGAGAAGGAUCUCCGAAAGGAGGCAGAGACUUUUGCACGUGAGAUGCUUUUGGAACAAAAGAAACUUAAAAGGCAAAGUCAAAUUCUUAUUCAAAAGAUGGUGCCUAAUGAGCAGUUGAUGGAAGCACUUGAUGACCUUGCUAUCGUCACAGAAACUAUAGAGGAGGAGAGAAUUCUGCAUGAGACAAAGCUAAAGGAGAUGCAGGAAAAAUUAGAUGAUUGCACUCUAAAGAAAGAAGUGAAGUCACUGAUGAAACAGCUUGAGCUUCUCAAAGAAGACAAAGAAGAACUUGAAGUAAAAUGCCAAAAUUACGCCCAGCAAGUAAAGGAUCUGAAACACACCAUUGAUGAGCUACAGAAGCAGAUCCAACAAGGAGAAAAGCCAAUGCCAUCACCGCCUCCUCCUCCUCCUCCUCCUCCUCCAGUGCCAUCACCCACUUCAAGUCCACUUAAAAAUCUUAUGAUGAUCAUUUGUAAAAGACAGAAAGCAUUCAAUUUGUCUGGGGUCGGAAAGGCUCUAUCUGAAGAAGCAGGAAAACCUUUAGAAGAUCUGAAAAAGCAAGCAGUUGAUGAAAUGAUGGAGAGAAUUAAGAAGGGUGUUCACCUUCGAAAAGUUGAUCAUACCAACAGGAUUCGACUGAAUAAGGGUGAACCUCCGGAAGAAAAUGCACUUCAAGAACUGAGAGCAAUGUUGAAAUCUAGUAAAGUUGGAGCACUGACUACAAUUACUCAGGUUACUGAAGAAAAUGAGCUGGAAAGAGUUCUUCGACACAGAAAGGCAGCAACAGAAAGUAAAGCUCCUGAUGAGUUCUCAGGAAAAUCUGUUUAUAAUCCUUAGCUAACGAUUUUUAUCCAAGUUGGGCCAUUUUCUUCUACUUUUGGCACAGUGAAUAAAGUGUUUCAUCACUCAUAUUUUCUUUUGUGUACCUUUUGCAACCUUAAAGAGCUAAACCAAAUUUUCUGCCUUUGGGAACUCAAGAUUUAUGUACUAAUAUAACACCAAUUUUCUGAUUUUAAGGAUUGUAGACCAUAUUUUCAUUUAUUAAUUAACAGCUUUUCAUUUAACAAAGUAAUAGAAAAGUAAAAAAUAAUUACCAGAUAGUUCACUUGUCAAUUUUUAAAAUUAGCCAACUGUUAUUUUUCACAGACAGCUGACUGAACGGCUUACCUUUCUUGACUAAAGGUAGUUAUAGACAGCUAAGUAUUAUAAUUAGAUAUUAUGAUCAGCAUUUCUUAUUUGCCUUCAGGAAAUUACACCUGGUUUACUGAAUUCAAAUUAGCAGGCAUGCAAAUACAUUUUUGUUUCAAUAAUUUGUGCUUUCAAAACAUUGAGACUUUACCCUUAUAUCACCCCACUAUGUUGGUGUAAAGUCUGGGCUAUGUUGCCAUCUUUCAUGCUCUGAUCCAAAGACUGUUUUUGCAUACUGAAUUUUCAGGCAAUAAAUGCCUGACGGUAACUACAUACUUUAUAUGAUUUCUUUUGACUCUUAGUAAUAUUUGUUGCAUUCUACCACCCUCAUGGUCCGUCUUCUAAGAUUUUUCGGGUAGUUUUUAGCAAGCAGUAUCACUUUCACAAUAUCCAUUUGAAUAGAGGAAGAAAACAGGAGAGAAAUGAGAAUCCAACACUUAAUUAGGGUGCUGAACAUCUUUCUUCUUGGAAAUCUUUUGAUAAAAUUGAAAGCGCUAACUAGGGUUAUCAGUCAAUUUUUUCCCAAAAAAAUGGUAUAGUUCUCCAUUUCAAAGAACCUAAUUAUAGUGAUGCUAUGCAUGAAGAAAUUUUAAAAUUUAAUUAGAUUGGAAUAUCUAAUUAAGAAAAUAUACAGGACAUGAUGAACCCCAAAAGGUUUUAUUGACUUAACAUGAAGCAAAGUGAGAAAAAAAUGAAUGCUGUGACAUAUAUUGUGACUUGAAGUGUCUGAUUAACCCUAACUCUGAGGUGAAUGUUUCAGUAGGCUUAUAUUAGAAGCAUUAACUUUUCUUUCAAAACCAAAUUAUUUGUUUUUAAGUCAAAUGAGAAUAAUUGUUCCAUCUGUCAUAUAUGAGGAUUUUAGAUAAAUUGUCAGAACAAUAAGUACCAAGUAAAUGGGAUCAACUUGUUGCUUUGGGCAAUCAUCAGUAAUUGAAGCUUUGGUGCCUCACACUGUUGAGAAAUAAAUCUAGCUUUUACAGGUGUGUGCCACUCAAAGAUUACAGCGGGGGUUAAAAGGGGUUAGGUCAGUACAAAUGGAAACGGAAAUUACUUGCCUAUCCAAGUCUUGUUAUGGUGUUGCUAUAUUCUAUUCAAGCAAUCUAUUUUAGUUUUUGACAGACAUGAAAUGAUUUCGGAAAAAGCAUGAUAAAUAUUAAAGAAAGGCCGAAAGCAGAAAGCCCAUCCAAAUAUUUUUUAAUUUCAAUACAGAAGUUUGGAUCUUUUGAACUUAACUUGCUGAACUGAGGUCAUUAAAAUGAUCACAGGACGUGUGACAGAGUGUGUUCUGUUUUCUAUCUUUUUAAACUAAUUUUUUUCCCACAGUUCAUUGAUUAGCAGCAACCCUGUUGUACAGUCACUGAGAAAGAGGGGUAAAUUAAAUUUGCUUAAGUGAGAGUUUCUUGAAAUUAUCUUUUGUCAACAUGCUUGGGUUUUUGCCUACACUUUAAAGAUUAGAUUUUAAUAACUGUUCCAAAGUGGCUAUGGUACCAAAGUUUUGAUCCUCUGUAUAAUUUAUUUUGCUGUAUGAAGUACAAAUUACCUUAACGGGAAAGGAAAUGAAAUAAACCUGUGCAAAUGCAGGCACAAUACAUGAUAAAUUGAAACUGGAAUGCACUUUGUAUUUUACUAUUCUGCACAGUCAUGCUGAUUAUGUGGAAGAAAAGAGUUAUGUGAACUUUAUCAUUUAGUCCACUGCCUGCUUAUUAACUGAUGAAAAAUGAUACUCCAGCAUAAAUCCUUCACUGUUAAAUGAGCACUUCCUUUGUUUUCUAUUAACUGUUGCUUUGCUGGAAUUUUUAAAAAAAGAAUUAAAUUUUGACCCAGUGUUUUCAUUUCUAUGUUCUUGAAUGCCAUGGUUCAGAAAGAUUGAAAUAAUAAAGAUGAAAAAAAUACUAACUGGAAACAGGUGGGCAGUAGUAAAGUUCUCUGAUACUG